This is a messenger RNA of Coniosporium apollinis CBS 100218, 384 nucleotides long. RefSeq lists its product as uncharacterized. The record is from RefSeq and is a predicted model, not a curated record. The transcript has a single exon. The coding region runs from base 1 to 384 and encodes 127 amino acids. Lineage: Eukaryota; Fungi; Ascomycota; Dothideomycetes.
AUGUUUAUCGACAUACAAAUCAACAACCCUCUCAACUGCCACAUCAAGCGCAACCUGGAAGGCAUCGUAUCCGAGGCCCGCAGAUUCUGCAUGAACGACAGCCGCGGCGUGGACCUCGCUGUCAACAUACAGCUCUUCUUUCUACACGCCAAUCCCCUCUACCAAGGGCUUGUGGACCUCCAGCAUGAUAUCGACUACAGUAACCAGCUAGACUGUGAGCUCUCCGAUCUGGCGGGAAAGCGCGCUGAAGCGCUUGAGUCGCUCAAGAAGAUCGAGCCGCUGCGCCGGCGCUAUCAAGAAGGACAGCCAUGCUACAACGCUUGGUGGAAGAGCAGGGUGUUGGGAGUUAUGUCGGCUCUUGCGGAGAUCAAUCCUGACUUUUGA